ACCAGACUAAUCUGAAAUUCUUACUCGGGGUGUAUCCUGCCGCACGGACGGAGUGAUCCAAUAUAGUGCCACAUUACAAUUGUAUCAUGCACUUUUAGCUUUUUGUCACGUAUAGCUUGCAAUGUUGCAUUUUACCUCAACACGGCAGUCAUUUGAUAAUAAUCAAUCUGUGUUUGUUUAUUAUGUCAAACCCGCGUGCUGUCUAUUUGACCAGACCAGACAGUGUGCAGGUUUAGGCGAGAGACCUACGGAACGGGAGACCCUGCGGAACAUCUCGAGAAGACGACGUUGCUACGUGCUAGGCUAGCUAGGAGCCAACGAUAGAUACCCACUUAGGUGCGUGUUGGAGGGACAUAUAAUAACACACCAUUGAAGAUUGUUUUAAGUUAACUAGCACGGUUACUCAAUAAUGCCCAGCAAAAAGAAGAAAUAUAACGCCAGAUUCCCUCCGGCCAGGAUUAAGAAGAUCAUGCAGACUGAUGAAGAGAUAGGCAAAGUGGCUGCCGCAGUUCCUGUCAUCAUAUCACGAGCUCUGGAGCUGUUCCUGGAGUCUCUCCUGACGAAAGCCUGUCAAGUCACCCAGUCCCGGAACGCAAAAACAAUGACAACGUCACACUUAAAACAGUGCAUUGAGCUGGAGCAGCAGUUUGACUUCCUGAAGGACCUGGUAGCAGCAGUGCCAGACAUGCAGGGCGAGGGAGAGGAGAACCACGCAGAGGGGGGGGAAAAAGGUGCACGCAGAGGUCGAAAGCCGGGGUCAGGCCGCAAGAACGGAGGAGCCCGCUCCAAGGGAAAAGACAAGAAGCUAUCAGACACAGAGUCGGAGCAAGAGGAUGACUCUGAGGAUAGCGAGACAGAUGGGGAUGAGGAGGACGGUUCUCAGUCAAGCACAAACCUGCAGCCACAAUCCCGAUUCCACAGCCCAGACACCAUACCACCUCAGUACCUCCACAUGGGCACCGCACAGGGGGGCCUGGCCAUGUCCCUAGGCUCCUUUGCCCCCCACCCCUCGCUGAUGGGCACCGCACCCCCGCCUCCCCCAUCCAUGCCGCACAAAGACGAUGACGACGACGAUGAAGACUAUGACUCUUAGCUCCCCCCGCUCUUUUUUACCUUUCAUUUUCUCAUAAGUUGUUCUCUUGUUUGGCUGCAUUGACAAAGAGUUGGGUCUGGGGAAACGCUCACAUGCAGCUCAUUGUUCAGGAAAAGGCUACAACUGUCAGUAAGGCUCGUAGACAUGACAGCUGCCACCACUGAAGAUGAGAGUAAUCGGUUGUAUAUUAUGUUUUAAUUAUAAUUUUUUUCUUAUUUUAUUGUGGAGAGAAUUUGAACCAGGUUGUUUUUUUAAGACAGGUGGUCGUUCUAUUUGGACUACACACACAAAAACCAGUUGAUGCGUCAAAGGCUCUGGCCUGGCCUAAGGACAGGUUUGAUUAUUCAGUCCCAUUGUAGUUUGCACUUUGGUUAUUCUCUCUCUGUGUUUUCUGUUUGCGACAUUGGUGUUCAAAGAACAUAUCACUCCAUUUCCGCUUUCAAUGUCUGCUCAAGUUAGUUUGUGGAUCUCAACCGAACCCCUGCGCAGCCUAACAGCCUCAUAGAAUACUGUACACACAGACACCUACUUGAUGAUUUCAGAGCAGCAGUAAGUCAUAUUUUAAAAGUGAUCAGCACUUACCUAUAGGAAAAGGAGAUGAGGUUUAUUGUCUGUGAGGAUUAUCAUGAAUUUGGCAGAGUGGCAGGUCAUCCUCUCCAACUAGUUUGAUUGUUAGGCUACAUAGGCCCUCAACAAAUGGGUAAGGAGAUGUAUUUUACGAAAGGUUAUGAAUUCUUGUCAAUGCAUUUUUUUCCCUUUUUAAUUAAACUUUUUAUGACAAUUUAUCCUCAUGAAGACCUUGACCGUUUGCUUACUUCAACCAUAUUCAAAUGUAAUUAUGCUAAUGUUUACAACUCCAAUGGGAUGUUCUUGUUUGUUCAUUUGAAAUUUGGGUGACAAGUCACUACUUUGGAGGUAUGACAUGAAAUAGGAUGUUUUGUUACUCCCCCCCCCCAAAAAAAUCUCUUGAAGACAAAAGUGUCUGUGCUGGCUAUUCUUAUCUGAAAGAUACUGUGACGCUCCUGAAGCAUAACUUUGUUUUUAAAGUUGUUAAACCCCUACCCCUUCUCACCUAUAAUUUGUUUUCAAGAAGAUAUCGUACCCCCCCCCCACUUGGAAUAAAAUGAGCCUUUGUAUUACGUGUUGUUCUUUCUCUCUUUUUAGAUUGUUUUAAUGUCUGUCUUGAUAUGAAAUGUUUAAAGGUAGGCAGUUAAACUUGAUGCUGUAUGUAAACUUUAACAUUCUUUUUAUUUUGUAUGGGUGAAAUAAAGUUCAGAUUUCAAUAAAACACUGCUAACUUUUUCAA
This is a messenger RNA of Oncorhynchus kisutch (coho salmon), 2399 nucleotides long. RefSeq names its product dr1-associated corepressor-like. Lineage: Eukaryota; Metazoa; Chordata; Actinopteri; Salmoniformes; Salmonidae. The record is from RefSeq and is a predicted model, not a curated record. Gene Ontology annotation, biological process: transcription by RNA polymerase II. The transcript is spliced from 7 exons. Bases 410 to 1093 code for a protein of 227 amino acids. Gene Ontology annotation, cellular component: nucleus; negative cofactor 2 complex. Gene Ontology annotation, molecular function: RNA polymerase II general transcription initiation factor activity; protein heterodimerization activity; core promoter sequence-specific DNA binding.